AUGCUUCUUCGAACAACUUCUUCGCUGCUGGCAGCCUUGGCUCUGGCAGCUUUACCUUUCUCAACUGCCGUGCCUUUCUCAAUCGGCGGCAAUUCCAGUACCGCGUCUGAGGCCUGCGGCCAGAUUAGCUCCAAGAUCUCGGAUGCUAGCGACGUCAUCCACUCGUUGAAUCCCGACUUCAUACCCGAUAUCCAUCACUGGUAUCUGUCGUCAAGUCAGGUUCCAGAGUGCGUUUUCGAACCCGGCUCUGCUGAUGAUUUGGCUACUGCUAUGGAAAUUAUCGCCUCGAAGAAGUCCUCAUUUGCUGUGGAGUCAGGCGGACAUGCCUCCAUUCCUGGUUUUUCGAGUACCGACGGCGUCCACAUUUCCUUGAAACGGAUGAAUCAGGUCGUACUGUCGAGGGACAAUGCUACAGUCGAGCUUGGCUUCGGACUCACUUGGGCCGAUGUCUACGAAAAACUCGAUGGGACUGGCUACAAUGUGGUUGGUGGACGAGUGGUUGGCCCGGGAGUUGGCGGAUUUACCCUCGGUGGAGGCUUCUCCUGGAAAACUAACCAACACGGCUUGACGUGUGACACGGUCAAGAGCUUCACGUUAGUGAUGCCGAACGGGACUGUCACUCGCGUCGAUUCAGAGACGCCGGAUCUGUUCUUCGCUCUUAAGGGAGGACUGAACCGUUUUGGAGUCGUUGCCUCGGCCGAGUUCUAUACUCACCCUCAGCCUCCUCAAGUCUAUGGUGGCGUAGUAAUCUAUGGAGAUGACCACAUCGACGCCGUUAUCGAUGCGACCGCACAGUUCGACGCAGAUAACACGGACCCGAAGGCACAGAUAAUUACCACACUUCGUGGCGAGCCGACGGGCGUGGUGUCUCUAGUACUCUUCUUUUAUGACGGACCGGAACGCCCGGCGGCUUUUGCCUCGUUUGAUAAGAUUGAUUCAGUCAUCAGCCAUGUGAAGACUCAAUCGUUCGCCGACUUCGUGAAGGGUUUCCCGGCGAAUUACUUGCCCCAGGCCCGCGGUACAUUCCAUACGCUUUCGACCUCGAAAUUGACAUCCGGAUUCUUGAGUGCUGUUAAGAAUGAGUCGGACACCCUUAGAAAACAGAUGAUCGAUCACAGCGGGUUCAGCGUCAGCUAUGAUAUCGAACCGUUCUUGAAGACAUGGGGCGACAACGCAACCGAGAGCGCAUACCCGCACGCCAACUCACCUCUACCCCUAAACUUGGACUUCGCCUGGGUCUCGCCUGACGACGACGAAUUCUGGCACAACGCCAUGCGCGCGUCCGUGAACCACCUGAAGCAGGUCGCCCAGCAAGAGGGCAUCUACUCCCCGGACGACUUCGCGGCCUACCCCAACUACGCCAUCGCGAACACCACGGCCGUGGAGCUCUACGGAAGGAAGAACGCGGCUCGUCUCCGCAGCAUUCGCAGCCAGGUUGAUCCUGAUGGCGUGAUGGACCUUGCUGGCGGUUGGUCCAUUUGA
Diplodia corticola is the source of this 1482-nucleotide messenger RNA. Its product is annotated as fad-binding domain-containing protein. The coding region runs from base 1 to 1482 and encodes 493 amino acids. Gene Ontology annotation, molecular function: FAD binding. The transcript is spliced from 10 exons. NCBI's taxonomy places the organism in Eukaryota, Fungi, Ascomycota, Dothideomycetes, Botryosphaeriales, Botryosphaeriaceae. The record is from RefSeq and is a predicted model, not a curated record.